AGUUGCCAAUGGGGUGGCCCCUGGAUCACCCUUUAGCAUCGGCUACCAAAUAUGCCUGGACUUUUCCCUACCUUUUUUGAAACCCUGCUUGUCAGCAGCCAACCCCUUCGGACUGGGGGGCUUCUCCACCUGGGUACGGGGUGGGUGGGUGACCUGCAAAGGAGAGCACCGGGGUGGAGAGGGGCGCAGCACAGGCGGGUCCCCUCGCUCCUAAGCCAGGAUCCCAUAGCAGGGGUAACCGGCCCAUCGCUGCCCCUCCAGACUUUGUUUUCUUGCCAAUAUUCGCAACUCUGGGAUUCCCGCCAUCCUCUGGGGCAGCAGUGGGGUUAAGUCCACUUGCACCUACCGACCAACGGCUGUGCACAGCGCCUUCGCGGCGUCUCCUGAUUGGCGGACACACGGUGGGCGGGAGGAGAGAGGACGCCCCCUCUGCCCAGGGAUGCACUUAAAAGGCUGUGGUGGUGGUGGCUGCCUGCGCGCCCAGAUCACCUCCGCCAUGAGCAGCGCGGCUGGCCCGGACCUAGCGGAGGCACCCGAGGAGCGGUGUUUCCUCAGCACAGCCGAGGCAGCUGCCCUGGAGCGGGAGUUGCUGGAAGAUUAUCGCUUCGGGCGGCAGCAGCUGGUGGAGUGGUGCGGCCAUGCUAGUGCCGUGGCUGUGACCAAGGUGUUCCCUUUGCCUGCCCACUCCCGGAAGCAGAGGACGGUGCUAGUCGUGUGCGGCCCGGAGCAGAAUGGGGCAGUGGGGCUGGUCUGUGCCCGGCACCUGCGGGUGUUUGAGUACGAACCAACCAUCUUCUACCCCACACGCUCACUGGACCCGCUGCACCGGGACCUGACUACCCAGUGUGAGAAGAUGGACAUCCCCUUCCUGUCCUAUCUGCCCACGGAGGUCCAGCUCAUCAACAACGCCUACAGACUGGCGGUGGACGCCGUGCUGGGCCCCGGUGUGGAGCCGGGCAAGGCCGGGGGCCCCUGCAUGCGUGCACUGGCCACGCUCAAGCUACUGUCCAUCCCCCUCGUGAGCCUGGACAUUCCCUCAGGCAUGUCAGGUGGAGUGGGGGGCAUGAGGAUCUGGAGGGCUUGGGUGGAGGUCCCUGUACCCUGGCUUCUGGUGGUCCCAGCCUGUCUGCCCACUCUGAGCCUCAGUUUCCCCAGCAUGGAUGGAUCCUGCACUCUGGGUGAGGCUGAGGGUCAUGUCCAUCCCUCGGAUGGGGAGUACCCAGGCUGGUGCCCGUGUGACCCUGGGUCCCCUCCCCCCUACACCCAGCACAGUGUGCCCGCUGCCCACCCUGGCCCAGUCACCCGGGGCAGACGUGAGCUCACUCGGCAAAGGCCCCGCUCAUCCUGGCCACGGCCCCAGGCCUGUUGGAGCCAUUAGGCAAUGGGCAGAA
Messenger RNA from Delphinapterus leucas (beluga whale), 1391 nucleotides. The record is from RefSeq and is a predicted model, not a curated record. NCBI's taxonomy places the organism in Eukaryota, Metazoa, Chordata, Mammalia, Artiodactyla, Monodontidae.